AUGCCAUCCCCAACUGAUCCCCUUCGCUUUCAUCUCGCCUACGAGCCUCAACCCCUGAAGUUCGGCACAAGCGGUCGGCGCGGCCUGGUCAUCCACCUGACCCAGUUGGAAAUAUAUACCAACGUCCUCGCCGAGAUCCGCUACCUCCAAUCCCUUCCCAUUGAACAGGGUGGAAUCAAAGCAGGCGACGACUUUUACUUUGCUCAUGAUCUCCGACCAAGCUCCACAGCGUAUGUCGAAAGUGAAAAUGGUCGUGGCGGUCUCUGCCAGGCUGUCGAGCAGGCGCUGAAAGAUGCGGACAUGCAUGCCAUUAACCUGGGUGCGAUCCCGACGCCUGCUUUGACUUAUUACGCCCUCAAGCAUGGAAAGGGCAGUAUCAUGGUAACGGGAAGCCAUAUCCCCUUCGACCGCAAUGGGUACAAGCUCAACACUUCCAAGGGUGAACUGUUGAAGGAGCACGAACAGCCCAUCAAUGCUGCUGUCGCCAAAGUCCGCGAAGAGCUCCUGCAGCAGCCAUUCUCGGAAUCUCUCUUUGACGAGCAGGGUAUGCUUCGCAACCGACCACGGGAAAUCCUGCCUGCUACGGAUAAAGGCCUAUCAGCCUACGUCCAGCGAUACCUCGAUUUCUUCGCGGGCGAAACGCUCCAGGGGAUGAAGAUUCUGGUCUACCAGCACUCCGCCGUCGGUCGCGACACGCUCGUGGAUAUCCUCAGAAAACUUGGCGCAGACGUAACGCCCGCCGGCCGCAGCGAGACCUUCGUCCCGAUUGACACUGAAGCCAUUGACGCCGCCCAGCUAGCCACGCUGCAAACCCUGUACAACGAGAACAGCGGACCCUUCGAUGCAAUCGUCUCCACAGACGGUGACAGCGACCGCCCCCUCCUCGUCGCCCCCAGCGGAGCCGAGCAGAAAGUCCAGUUUUUCGGCGGCGACCUGCUCGGCAUGAUUGUCGCUGGAUUCCUCGGCGUCGACGCUGUCGUCGUGCCCAUCAGCUCGAACGAUGCCAUCGACAAGGGCGCUCUGGCUUCAGUCCUGGAGCCAAAGACCAAGAUUGGAAGUCCCUAUGUGAUCAGUGGGAUGCAGACUGCGCUGGAUAAGGGCCGCAGCCGUGUCUGUGGAUGGGAAGCGAACGGCGGCUUCCUCACGGGCUCGGAUAUUGAGCGGAAUGGCAAGACUCUAACCGCUCUUCCGACGCGCGACGCUGUGCUUCCGCUCCUCUGUGCACUCUUUGCCGCCCGCGGACAGAAAGCCACCCUUCCGGCCCUCUUCGCCACACUCCCCAACCGAUACAGCCGUGCAUCCCUAAUCCGAAACUUUCCCCGGCCAACAAGCAUGAAGAUUGUAGGGCGCUUCUCGCCUUCUGAAUCCACCAUCCAGCAAGUGUCAUUUAGCGACGAGAUAACCGCAUACGAUGCCAACGUAUCCGCAAUCCCACUCUCCGACUCGCAAAUCGAUCAAUUCAAGUCGAUCAAAACGCAGCUGCAGACCGUAUUCUCUGACAAGUCUGGAUUCCCCGAGAUCGUCCGACUGAACUACACCGACGGGAUCCGCAUGACCUUUGCCAACGGCGAUGUAGCGCAUAUUCGGCCAUCGGGAAAUGCGGAUGAGCUUCGUAUUUAUGCGGUUGCGGACUCGCAGGAGCGUGCGGAUGAUAUUGCUACCCAGGGUGUUGCCGAGCCGAAUGGGCUGCUGAGGACGUUGGAGCGGAUGGUUUGA
Molecule: messenger RNA, 1716 nt
Organism: Aspergillus calidoustus
Lineage: Eukaryota; Fungi; Ascomycota; Eurotiomycetes; Eurotiales; Aspergillaceae
Source: the annotation of a GenBank genome assembly